AUGAACCCGAUGAACGUUGCUGGAAUGAACCCGGGGGUUGGAGGCCCUGUCGGCGGUGUCCCAAUGAUGAACAACGGCUCCACGGCUCCUCGUAACGACGGCAAUGUGAACAUGAACACUCCCGAGCUCAUGAUCACCAACCUCAACACAUAUAUCUAUGACUACUUCUUGAAACGUGGUUACCACGAAUGCGCCCGCGCCCUCGUCCAAGACGAAUCGAUCAAAAUCAACACUGACAAUGGCCCAAAGACCAGCCCUGGUAGCGGAGUGAACGGCAUUGAUGGCGAUUCCAUGAUGACCGAUGGCAAAGACGGCGAGAAGAUGAAAAUCCCUGAUGAUCUUCCUCGUCCUAAUCUACCUAACGAAAGCAACUCGUCAUUCCUCCUGGACUGGUUCAGCCUUUUCUGGGAGUUCUUUUGGGCUCAGCGCCGGAAGGGUUCGCAGCACGACGUCCGAAAUUACCUACAACACACUCAGAACAUGAUGCGCCUUCGGGAACAGCAGCACAACCAACUGAUGCGGCAGCAGCCUAUGAUGCCCGGCCAAGUGCCACUGAACAUGCGACGCAACGGCGGCAUGAAGACUGUCUUGCAGAACAACACCGCCGGCCUCUCCCAACAACAACUUCAGGCCCAAAUGCAGAAGACUCAGCAGAUGCAAAUGAUGCAGCAGAUGCAACGCGAACAGUCCGACAUGGACAUGAACGGGAACCGGCCGCAAUCACCCGCAUCUGCUGACAACGCCCCAUCGCCAUCGAAACGCCCACGCCUCGAGAACGGACAGCUGUUGGCCCCCAACGGCCGUGGACAAGGACAGGGAAUGCAAGGACAGCCCACACCGCAGGCCCUGAUGAUGCAGAACGGAAUGCGCGCUGGUAUGAACCAAGCGCAAUUUCAGCAGUUCCAGGGACAGGCUGCGCAACAGAAAUCCAUGCAGGUAUAUGCUCAAAACUUGGCCCUUCAUCACUCGCGCUCAACCUCAAAUUCCCAGGGUAUUCCGAAUGGUGGUAUGAUGAACCCCGGCAUGAUGCAGAAUCAGACGGACAUGGUGGCGAUGCCCGAUGGCCAAGGAGGAAUGUAUUCCAUGGGUCCCGAGUACUACGCUUCGAACGGUCAGCUGCCCGGCGGUGUCCGGCCUGGUAUGCCGACACCUGGCGGGCAACACGGCAACCACGCGCUUCAGGACUACCAAAUGCAGCUGAUGCUGCUUGAACAGCAGAAUAAGCGGCGUCUGAUGAUGGCUCGCCAGGAACAAGAUACCAUGGCCGGCCGUGAGGGCCAGGGCCCGAUGCCCGGUCAAGGAGCCUUGCAGUCAGGCACCUCCCCUCAAGGUAGCAGGACGGGCGCAUCUCCCAAUCCGAGCGAGCAAAUGAAGCGAGGCACACCCAAGAUGCCCCAGAGCGGCCUUCCCGGAUCGCCUAGUGCUGGGGACAUGCAGCCUCGUGGCUCGCCAGGAUCUAUGAAUCUCAAUGGCGGACAAAUGCCGCCUGACAUGGCUGCUAACUUCUUCCCCGGUGGACCAGGAAUGCGUCCUCCCCCGAGCUCGAACCCGGCCUUCAGCGGGCCUCAGAUGGGCCAACCGAUUCCCGCCAAUGGCAACCGUGUUCCUAGCGGGCAAUGGCAGCCUGGCCAGCCGAUGCCACAGCAUUCACCUGCGACACAGCCUCAAGCCGGCACACCUCAGGAACGAGGCAAUAUGCCUCCGCCUCAGGCGCCUCCCGGUGCGGGUCCGGCGGGCCGCACCCAGCCACCAUCCCCUCAGACGGCUGGCAAUGCGCCACCCACCCCUCAGCAGGCUUCUAAAGCAGCACCCAAGGGUAACAAGAAGAAGCCCAAGGCGCCCGCCAAGGGCAACAAGGCCAAUGCCAACGCCGCCGGUGCCACGCCAUCCAAUGACUCCGCCGAGCACGCGCAAACGCCUACUCCGUCCACUCCCGCCACGCCUCAUCCUCCCAACUCCUUCAACAAGGGCGGAGCUAAUGCCAAUACCAAUGCGCCACCUCAGCCUACCUCGGCUCCUGCUCAGCCGUCAAUGACCAAUGCUUUCAGCCUUGACUUCAGUGCCCUAGACAAUCCCGACAUCCUGGAGAGCUUCGAUUUUGACACUUUCCUCAACACCGAUGCAGACGGGACUGGCUUCGGAUUCGACCCCAACAUGCCAUACUCCACAGAUGGUGUUGAGACUGGGGCCGGUGACGGCCUUUGA
Messenger RNA from Penicillium maclennaniae, 2205 nucleotides. RefSeq names its product putative cAMP-dependent protein kinase pathway protein (Som1) (gene somA). Gene Ontology annotation, biological process: positive regulation of transcription by RNA polymerase II. NCBI's taxonomy places the organism in Eukaryota, Fungi, Ascomycota, Eurotiomycetes, Eurotiales, Aspergillaceae. The coding region runs from base 1 to 2205 and encodes 734 amino acids. Gene Ontology annotation, cellular component: nucleus. Gene Ontology annotation, molecular function: protein binding. The transcript is spliced from 5 exons. The record is from RefSeq and is a predicted model, not a curated record.